Messenger RNA from Spea bombifrons (plains spadefoot toad), 1484 nucleotides. It is a transcript of the gene PSMC3, whose product is annotated as proteasome 26S subunit, ATPase 3. The transcript has 12 exons. Lineage: Eukaryota; Metazoa; Chordata; Amphibia; Anura; Pelobatidae. The record is from RefSeq and is a predicted model, not a curated record. Gene Ontology annotation, biological process: proteasome-mediated ubiquitin-dependent protein catabolic process. Gene Ontology annotation, molecular function: ATP hydrolysis activity; proteasome-activating activity; ATP binding. The coding region runs from base 123 to 1394 and encodes 423 amino acids. Gene Ontology annotation, cellular component: proteasome regulatory particle, base subcomplex.
UUGGACUCCCAUUCAGCGGCGGAGGUUUUUUCAGGUCGUACCGGAAACGGCCUGUACGGUGAGAUCCCUCUCCUUCCGGCGGUGGAAGUGCGAACUCACCCGGCCUGCGAUAGGAAGUAAACAUGGCGUCUGUGUGGGAUGAGACGGAGCAGGAUGGAGUUGGGGAAGAAGUCCUCAAGAUGUCCACAGAGGAGAUCAUCCAGAGAACCCGGCUUCUGGACAGUGAGAUAAAGAUCAUGAAGAGCGAGGUUUUGCGGGUGACGCACGAGCUGCAGGCCAUGAAAGAUAAGAUCAAAGAGAACAGCGAAAAGAUUAAAGUGAAUAAAACCCUCCCGUACCUCGUGUCCAACGUCAUAGAGCUCCUCGAUGUCGACCCCAAUGAUCAAGAGGAAGACGGAGCCAACAUUGACUUGGACUCUCAGAGGAAGGGGAAGUGUGCGGUUAUCAAAACGUCCACCCGGCAGACGUACUUCUUACCCGUCAUCGGUUUGGUUGAUGCAGAGAAGCUGAAGCCCGGAGAUCUCGUGGGAGUGAAUAAGGAUUCCUACCUCAUUCUGGAGACCCUUCCUACAGAGUAUGAUUCCCGUGUCAAGGCUAUGGAAGUGGAUGAAAGACCCACCGAGCAAUACAGUGAUAUUGGGGGUCUCGAUAAGCAGAUUCAGGAGCUUGUAGAAGCCAUUGUGCUCCCAAUGAACCACAAGGAGAAGUUCGAGAACUUGGGAAUCCAGCCCCCCAAGGGAGUUCUUAUGUAUGGACCCCCAGGGACUGGCAAGACUCUACUGGCAAGAGCUUGUGCUGCGCAGACAAAGGCCACCUUCCUGAAGCUUGCCGGUCCGCAGCUCGUGCAGAUGUUCAUCGGGGAUGGGGCCAAACUUGUCAGAGAUGCCUUUGCGCUGGCCAAGGAGAAAGCCCCGUCUAUAAUCUUUAUUGAUGAGCUGGAUGCUAUUGGCACAAAAAGGUUUGACAGCGAGAAGGCCGGAGACCGCGAGGUGCAGAGGACGAUGUUGGAGCUUUUAAACCAGUUGGAUGGUUUUCAGCCCAACACCCAAGUCAAGGUGAUUGCCGCUACUAACCGGGUGGACAUCCUGGAUCCCGCGCUGCUGCGUUCCGGCCGUCUGGAUAGAAAGAUCGAGUUUCCGAUGCCGAAUGAAGAGGCUAGAGCCCGGAUUAUGCAGAUCCACUCCCGCAAGAUGAACGUCAGCCCUGAUGUGAAUUACGAAGAGCUCGCUCGCUGUACCGAUGAUUUCAACGGCGCACAAUGUAAAGCCGUUUGCGUGGAAGCUGGAAUGAUUGCUCUUCGCCGAGGAGCCACGGAGCUAACACAUGAGGAUUACAUGGAGGGAAUCUUAGAAGUCCAGGCCAAGAAAAAAGCCAAUUUGCAAUACUAUGCAUAGGCAUACGGGUGGCGGGGGAUAUCUGCUUGUUGUACUUGGACUGCUCAGUUUAUGUUACAUGAAAUAAACCAGACCUCUUUAAUUGUACAA